Molecule: messenger RNA, 828 nt
Organism: Paramecium pentaurelia
Lineage: Eukaryota; Ciliophora; Oligohymenophorea; Peniculida; Parameciidae
Source: the annotation of a GenBank genome assembly
AAUGUUUCUAGGAAAAGCUGGAGUUAUGGCCUUAUAUGCAAAAAGAAAGUUUGAUUAAAAAGGUAAGUUGCCACAUUAAUACUUAUUGGAUCAUCAACAAAAAUUCUAAUCUUAAUUGAAGAAAAAGAAUAUUUAUAGCAUUUGUUAAUAUCCAAAAGGAGCAUGGUUUUUAGGAAUGGUAUUUGUAUCUUCAGGAAUAUCAUUGUUAUACAUAUUACUUAAGUAUGAUAAAGGAGAUUUAACUUUGUGGUGGAGAUUUUUGAUUAUUAUUGGAAUGACAAUGUAUUCUAUUUCUUAAAUCUUCAUUUUAGUUUGGGAAUUGUAUUUUUAACUACUGUUGAUAGAAUGAAAUAUGAAAUACACAAAACUCAUCAAAUCUUAUUAAUCGAAAGAAUGAAUCCAUUUCUCUUUUGCCGUAAAAUAACAAUAAUUAAGGAUUUGGAAUAAUUGGAUGAUAUAAGAAUAACUAAAAAAGGUCAUAAAUCGGUUGAGUACUACACUAUUUAAUUUAUCUUCAAAGAUUCUAAAGUAGAUACUCUUGAGUAUAAUGAAUUAAGAGAAGCUAAAUUGAAAUUUACAGAAAUUACUACAUUUCUAGAUUAAUAAAAAGAUUUAGGUAAAAUUAAAAUAGAACAUGAAGUUGAUCCUUAUUAUGAAUUUGUAAAAAAUUCUAAUUUAAAUAAUACUAAUACAAACAAUAAUGAUAAAAAUAAUAAUGAUAGUUAAAAAAUUGAAUUAAAUAAAGUUAAUUAGUCAUCAUAUUAUAAUUAAGAGAAUCAAAAAUCAAUAAUUGAGGAGAAGGAUAAAGAAAAUGAUGUAUUAUUAUGA